UAGUUCCCAGACCAGGGAUAGAACCCAUAUCCCCUGCAAUGGAAACAUGGAGUCCUAGCCACUGGACCACUAGGUGGUGGUCUCUCUUCCUUAUUUAUGUCCCCCGUCCCUGGCAAUGGCAGUCAUGUCUGUCCCCACCUAUUCCAGUCCUUACCAGGGGUGGCAUUCUCUCCCCCAUUUCCUGUCAGCCCCUCUGCCCAAGGCUGGCCCUGGUUCCUUGCACUGAUCCUGUUGGACCUCCAUGGGAAGAGGAGGGCUUCUGGUUUUUCCUAGCUAGCUGCCCAACCCUUCUAACCCCCAGACUGCACUCUCUGAAAUCUGCCAGAGCAAGGGAGGAGUGGAGCUGAAGUUAGUCAGACUGAAUCCAUGGUGGUGGUGUGUGUUGCUCAAACCCAGACCAUUUGAUUGCUACUAUGAACAUUACCCCUGGCCUCUGUUGACCUAGCAGUGGUAGACAAUGUAAGAAAUCUGCAUUUUGCAUCUACGUUUUUAAAUUUGUUUACUUUAAAUUAGUAUAUAAUGUAUGUCUAUAAAUUAUUAUAAAUCAUUUGUAUUUACUUAUAUUCUCUUUAUUUAACCCCUUUUUGGUCCUCCCUUCUCCAUGAAGAUUCCAGCUCAUUCAGGUUGUGCUUAGAAGAGCCAAGAAGGGGCUCUUCUCUGUGGUGUAAACACAGAUUCUCCCAUGGACCAGCAGCAGGAGUGGGGAGAUCUUGGGAAGGUGGUGAACUGAGGAUAUCAGUCCCCCUUCCAGGAACCUGGGAAUUUCUGUGUCCUUUUGCCAAGGUCUGUGGGUGGGUAGUUCUCUGGCCUCCUGCAAUAACCACCUGUGGAGUCUCCUGCCCCAUCCUCCCCCUAAAAAUGGCCAAGCCAACCCGCCUCUGCUGCCAGCUGGCUCCCCACCCCACAAAAGCCAGGCCCCCCGGUCUAGCUGCGGUCAGCCACCUUCUUCACUGCAAUUUUCGGACCUCCCUGUCCCCCGCCUGCCUUGCCCACCCACCCUGCUUGGCUGCUUGUAAAACUAGCAAUACUUUGAGACCCAUGCAUGAGUCCCAUUUCCUGAAGGCGGAAUUACCCUCCUCAGCUUCACAGCACCUUCUUCCGGGAGUUUAUCACAUGUUUGGCACAACGUGCUCUGGCGCGAGUGGGGGGUACUGACGUAUGCACCAGUAACAGGCUGCUAACCGAAUAGUCUUUCCAGGUAUCUGCCAAGUCUGCAAAGCCCUUUCAGUUACCAGCCCCUGUCCCUUCUCACACCCCGUGCAGCUCUGCAGGAAGACCGCAUUUUACAGACUAUUGAGCCUCCCUCACCCACAGCGACCAGGCAUCAGCCCGCAGCUUCCAGCCAACGCAGCACGAGACCUUCCAGUCGCCAUUUCCCGCCCAAAGUGACAGCCAAUCAAAAGCAAGUUCGCCCAUUAAGGAAACGGCCAAUCGCCAUUGGGGGUCCUGGCCUGGGGUCCGCCCCCAAAGUGGUCGGAGCCAAUGGCAGUUGCGCGGCCGGCAAGCCAAUCAGGAUACGGCGUGUGCUGCGGCGGGUUGGCAGUUGGGCGCGUGGCGUCGGACUGAGAGGAAGUUGGGUGGUAGUGAGGCCAGGUGGUGAUUACCAUGCGUGAGUGCAUCUCUAUCCACGUGGGGCAGGCGGGGGUCCAGAUCGGCAAUGCCUGCUGGGAGCUGUACUGCCUUGAACAUGGAAUUCAGCCCGACGGCCAGAUGCCAAGCGACAAAACCAUUGGCGGUGGGGAUGACUCGUUCAACACGUUCUUCAGUGAGACCGGGGCUGGCAAGCAUGUGCCCAGAGCCGUGUUCGUGGACCUGGAGCCCACCGUGGUAGAUGAAGUGCGCACGGGGACCUACAGGCAGCUCUUCCACCCGGAGCAGCUGAUCACCGGGAAGGAGGACGCGGCCAAUAACUACGCCAGAGGCCAUUACACCAUCGGCAAGGAGAUCGUUGAUCUGGUCCUGGACCGGAUCCGCAAACUGGCGGAUCUGUGCACGGGCCUGCAGGGCUUCCUCAUCUUCCACAGCUUCGGGGGCGGCACCGGCUCGGGCUUUGCGUCUCUGCUCAUGGAGCGGCUCUCGGUGGACUAUGGCAAGAAGUCCAAGCUGGAGUUUGCCAUCUACCCGGCCCCCCAGGUGUCCACGGCCGUGGUGGAGCCCUACAACUCCAUCCUGACCACGCACACGACCCUGGAGCACUCGGACUGUGCCUUCAUGGUGGACAACGAGGCCAUCUACGACAUCUGCCGGCGCAACCUGGACAUAGAGCGGCCCACGUACACCAACCUUAACCGUCUGAUCGGGCAGAUCGUGUCCUCCAUCACAGCCUCCCUGCGCUUUGACGGUGCCCUCAACGUGGACCUGACGGAGUUCCAGACCAACCUGGUGCCCUACCCCCGCAUCCACUUCCCCCUGGCCACGUAUGCUCCAGUCAUCUCGGCCGAGAAGGCCUACCAUGAGCAGCUGUCCGUGGCCGAGAUCACCAACGCCUGUUUCGAGCCAGCCAACCAGAUGGUCAAGUGUGACCCUCGCCAUGGCAAGUACAUGGCCUGCUGCAUGCUGUACAGGGGGGACGUGGUCCCCAAAGAUGUCAAUGCGGCCAUUGCCACCAUCAAGACCAAGCGCACCAUCCAGUUUGUGGACUGGUGUCCGACUGGGUUCAAGGUGGGCAUCAACUACCAGCCCCCCACAGUGGUCCCGGGGGGAGACCUGGCCAAGGUGCAGCGGGCCGUGUGCAUGCUGAGCAAUACCACGGCCAUCGCCGAGGCCUGGGCCCGCCUGGACCACAAGUUCGACCUCAUGUACGCCAAGCGUGCCUUCGUGCACUGGUACGUGGGGGAGGGCAUGGAGGAGGGCGAGUUCUCGGAGGCCCGGGAGGACCUGGCAGCACUGGAGAAAGAUUACGAAGAGGUGGGUGUGGACUCGGUGGAAGCGGAGGCCGAGGAAGGGGAAGAGUACUGAACGGGAGGGAGUGGCUAGUGGCCCCCUGUA
Kogia breviceps (pygmy sperm whale) is the source of this 2988-nucleotide messenger RNA. NCBI's taxonomy places the organism in Eukaryota, Metazoa, Chordata, Mammalia, Artiodactyla, Physeteridae. The record is from RefSeq and is a predicted model, not a curated record.